GGAGUGUUGGUGUAUGUGGAAAUCUCGCUAGUAGACUUAAACACCAUCGACUAGAAACUACUGUCAGUUGCUCUGGGGCCUUUGUGAAAACAAGUCGAAUAACAAAGAAAUAAUACAAAAUGGCUGAUAAGGAGAAGAAGGUCAAGAAGAAGAAGGCAAAGGAAGAGGGAUCCGCCGCCGAAUCAGCAGCUGAAACCGCAGCCGAAACACCAGCAUCUGCAGCCACACCAGCGGACUCAAAUAGAGGAUCAACCCGUGGAUCAGGCUCCAGACGGGCGAAGAAAGCUCCAUCAAGUGUGUUCGUCUUGUUCUCACAGAAACAAAUCGCCGAAUUCAAAGAGGCCUUUGCCCUUAUGGAUAAUGACAAAGACGGUGUCAUCGGCAAAGCUGAUCUCCGUUCAACCUUCGAUGCUUUAGGUAAAUUAUGCUCAGAUAAGGAAUUGGAUGAAAUGUUAGGUGAAGCACAAGGACCACUUAACUUCACACAAUUACUCACCCUCUUCGCUGCCCGCAUGUCUGGUGGUGGAGCCACUGAUGAUGACGACGCCAUCAUUGCUGGAUUCAAAUCAUUCGACGACGGUAAUGGCAAAAUCAACAGCGAGAAAUUCCGUACAUCACUCAUUACAUGGGGAGACAAAUUCACAGAAGAUGAGGUUGAUGAUGCUUUUGACCAAAUGGUCAUUGACGAUAAGGGUUUCAUUGAUACAGCAGCAUUGAUCACUAUGUUAACUGGUAGUGAAGAAGAAGAAUAAAUCAUUUAUUUAUAAACAUCUUUUCUUUAUCAAACCAACCCGUUACAUAACAUAAAAUUGUUCGCGCUUUUCAUUUCAUCAUAAAACGCGAUACGACCAUUGACAUCGAAACAUUUUUCGUGCGAUUUGUUAACAAGUCGGAACAGGAAAAACCAUAAAAAAAGAAUAAUGAAAACAUGCAAAAAUAUUUGAAAAAUCAUUUUUCACAAGAAUUUCACUUUAUUCAAUUUUUCAACUAUUGAAUCACAACUCUUUAUUUGUUUUUAAUUUCUAACUAUUUUUCUUUUUUAUUCAACAUAUUUAUUUUAACUACGCAAUAAUUUGCAAAUGAAGCAAGAAAUGCUUUUGUCACAAUUGAGAGAAGAAGCAAAGCAAGAAAAUUAAUAAUCUUUAAUCUUAUUUCUAACGAUAUCUUUUGUGGGGAGAAAGAUCGAUAAAUAAGCAGAAAAAUGUUUAGAAUUUUCUUUAAUAUCUAAUUUACACGUUUAUCAUUUUUUAUUUAUUUCUUAUUUUGUUGAAGAAACAUUUUAAUUAACCAAGAAACAAGAAAGCAAAAAAAAAAUAAUAAGCAAAGAAAGAAAUUACGCAAAGCAAUUUUUUAGUUGUUGUUUUAACGUUCAAACUUUUUAUUGAGAGAAGAACACGCACACACAAAAUUUUACCAUCUGAAAUGAUCGAGAGAGCACAAAAAAAAAGUUGAUUAAAACACGCAAUAAAAAAAUUGUUAUUGAUUAAUUAAGAGAGAGAAUUAAGGGUGCUGGUGAUUGAGAUAGAAUCAAGCGCAUCACCAGUGACAACAUCGCAAGUACUUAGCAUCUUUAGAAAACAUAAUUUGGCAGUUUUUUAACUAACAUCACGAGAGAGCAACAAAAAGAACCAAAUCCUAAAAAACAUUUUCUUGCAAACACUCAGAAAUGAUGAAAGAAAAAUUUUAUGAAAUUAAGGAAUUUAAACUUAAAGAUGAUGAAAAAUUUAAAUGGAGAUAAAAAACAAACCAAGCAAAACAUAAAAAAAUAAAAAGGAAAAGCCAAGAACCAAUUUGCAUAACAAAAUAGAACGCAAAAGGAAAUUAAAAUCCCAGUCGAGCAGAUGCUUUGCUCCUUGAUUUAUUAAUUCUUUUAAUUAUAAGACAUUAUGGAGUUAAAUAAGAUUUUAUUACAAUCAUAUAAAUAUUACCUAAAGAAA
Messenger RNA from Clunio marinus, 1937 nucleotides. The record is from the annotation of a GenBank genome assembly. NCBI's taxonomy places the organism in Eukaryota, Metazoa, Arthropoda, Insecta, Diptera, Chironomidae.